CGCUUUCUGACAGCAAACUGUUAUUUUUUUUCUAAAAAAUAUUUUCAACAGCGUUUGUCAAAAUCAAACAACGAGUGAGUGAAAACUUUGGUUAAUAAACUAGUACAAAAAACCUACAAAAUAUAAGUUUUAGCAGUGUUUAAGGCACCCGAGCCGAACAACCAUGGUUACAAUCGGUGAAGCGUUCUCGCCGGUCGACGGGAUUGUUUAUUCUACUAGCGAUGUCAAGGUUAAAAUUGGAGACAGUAUUAUUGCUCCGGUGGGCGCUUUGCACCUCACGGAGAGCUCGCUGAUCUGGAGCUGUGAAGAGCGCAACAGUAGCAUCGCCAUCCCGUGGCCCCGGGUCGGCGUCCAGGCCGUCACAUCCAAUCCGGACAAAUGUAUCUAUCUUAUGUUGGACAUAAACCUUGCCUGGCCCGGGUUCUACGAGGGCCGAGCGCAAAACAAUGGCCACGGUGGGCAGGGGGACGGUGGCGAUGGCGAAGAGGACGAGAACGACGAGGGUCACGAAUCGGACGGAUCGGAGAACGAAAUGACGGAAAUGUGGCUUCAACCUCCGACGCCGCAGAUUGUGGACGAGAUUUACAGUGCGAUGCGAGAGUGCCAGAGUUUGAACCCGGAUCCGGGAGCGGUCAGCGAAGACGAAGACUACAUGGAGGCGGAAGAGGAUGAACUGGGGGAAGUGGACGAUAUGCGGAAUCUCCAGCUAGACGAUAACCGUGAUUCUAAUUGCAGACGAGGAUAAAUUCGCCGACGCCGAGGAAUAGAUCGCAACAAACUUCUGAGUUCUCUAAAAAUAUUAUACGUUUGUUUAAAAACUGAAAAAAAUGCGGACUGAAAGCGCAUUACAGCUUUUUCUUCUGGAUGCGGCGCUGGGAUGGAUCAGCCGCAGUGAGCAGAUCGACGUCGCGAAGCGUAAUAUUGUGUUAGGUUUAUAAAACUAUUCCAUGUUAAUCAACACGAAUCUGAAUAAUAAUGUGAACACUGAAUAAUUUAAAAACAAAAAUAAAGCCAUGAAGUGUAUACAUUUGA
Messenger RNA from Aedes albopictus (Asian tiger mosquito), 1032 nucleotides. RefSeq names its product methylosome subunit pICln (gene icln). Bases 164 to 745 code for a protein of 193 amino acids. Lineage: Eukaryota; Metazoa; Arthropoda; Insecta; Diptera; Culicidae. The transcript is spliced from 4 exons. Gene Ontology annotation, biological process: mRNA cis splicing, via spliceosome; spliceosomal snRNP assembly. The record is from RefSeq and is a predicted model, not a curated record. Gene Ontology annotation, cellular component: pICln-Sm protein complex; cytosol; spliceosomal complex.